Molecule: messenger RNA, 934 nt
Organism: Aureococcus anophagefferens
Lineage: Eukaryota; Pelagophyceae; Pelagomonadales; Pelagomonadaceae
Exons: 1
Coding region: 48-890 (280 amino acids)
Biological process (GO): respiratory electron transport chain; aerobic respiration; tricarboxylic acid cycle
Molecular function (GO): 2 iron, 2 sulfur cluster binding; electron transfer activity
Source: RefSeq, a predicted model, not a curated record
GAGCUGCGCCAGCUUGUGCCAUCCGUGUCGUUCCGCGCCGGAACGCCAUGCUCCGACAAUCGCUCGCCCGGCUAGGCCCGGCCCUCCGCGGCGCGGGCGCGCCGUCGCCGCUCGCCCGGGCGGCGGCCCCGUUUUCCUCCGUCGGCGGCCAGUCGUCGGAGAACAUCAAAUACUUUAAGAUCUACCGGUGGGACCCCGAGGUGCCGGGCCAGAAGCCCUACACGUCGACGUACCCCGUGGACCUCGACGACUGCGGCCCCAUGGUGCUCGACGCGCUGAUCAAGAUCAAGGCGGAGCAGGAGCCCGGGCUCACGUUCCGGCGGUCGUGCCGCGAGGGCAUCUGCGGGAGCUGCGCGAUGAACAUCAACGGGACGAACACGCUCGCGUGCCUCUGCUACAUCACGGCGCCCGGCGAGAGCAAGUCGGAGAAGCCCGUGACGAUCAACCCGCUGCCCCACAUGUACGUCAUCAAGGACCUCGUCGCCGACAUGACGAACUUCUACGACCAGUACCGGUCGAUCAAGCCCUGGCUCCGGACCAAGGAGGAGCACGACCUGGGCAAGGGCGAGGAGCAUCUGCAGAGCGUCGUCGACCGCAAGAAGCUCGACGGCAUGUACGAGUGCAUCCUCUGCGCGUGCUGCUCCACGUCCUGCCCGUCGUACUGGUGGAACGCGGACAGCUACCUCGGCCCCGCGGUGCUCAUGCAGGCCUACCGGUGGAUCGAGGACUCGCGCGACGAGUUCCGCGAGGAGCGCCUCGCGGAGCUCGACGACGCCUUCAAGCUCUACCGGUGCCACACGAUCAUGAACUGCUCCAAGACCUGCCCCAAGCACCUCAACCCGGGCAAGGCCAUCGGCGAGAUCAAGAAGGCCAUCGCCGACGGCCACUAGGCCGCGGCGCCCCCCUCCGUUGUGCUAUACAUCAUUACUGCUUC